Messenger RNA from Ceratotherium simum simum (southern white rhinoceros), 930 nucleotides. It is a transcript of the gene OR10J5, whose product is annotated as olfactory receptor family 10 subfamily J member 5. Gene Ontology annotation, cellular component: membrane. Lineage: Eukaryota; Metazoa; Chordata; Mammalia; Perissodactyla; Rhinocerotidae. Gene Ontology annotation, molecular function: olfactory receptor activity; G protein-coupled receptor activity. The record is from RefSeq and is a predicted model, not a curated record. Gene Ontology annotation, biological process: G protein-coupled receptor signaling pathway.
AUGCAGGGAAAAAAUUUCACAGGAGUGACAGAAUUCAUCUUCCUGGGAUUCUCUAUCUUUGGAAAGCACCAGAUAACCCUCUUCCUGGUUUUCCUAACCAUCUACGUUUUAACGCUGGCUGGUAACAUCAUCAUUGUGACUAUCAUCUGCAUUGAUCAUCAUCUCCACAUUUCCAUGUACUUCUUCCUGAGCAUGCUAGCUAGUUCAGAAACAGUGUACACACUGGUCGUUGUCCCAUGAAUGCUUUCCAGUCUCCUUUUUCAUAACCAGCCCAUCUCCUUGGCAGGUUGUGCAACCCAGAUGUUCUUUUUUGUCAUCUUGGCCACUAAUAACUGCUUUUUGCUCACAGUGAUGGGCUAUGACCACUAUGUGGCCAUCUGCAAGCCCCUGAUGUACAUGGUCAUCAUGAGCAAAGGAACGUGUGCCCGGUUGGUAUGUGGGUCCUUUGGCACUGGUCUGGUUAUGGCAGUUCUCCAUGUGACAGCCAUGUUUAAUUUGCCCUUCUGUAGCACAGUGGUGAAUCACUUCUUCUGUGACAUUUACCCAGUCAUGAAACUUUCUUGCACUGAUACCACUAUCAAUGAGAUAAUCAAUUAUGGUGUAAGUUUAUUUGUGAUUUUUGUGCCUGUGGGCUUGAUUUCCAUCUCCUACAUCCUUAUUAUCUCCUCCAUCCUUAAGAUUGCCUCAGCCAAGGGCCGGAAUAAGACCUUUGCCACCUGUGCCUCCCACCUCACUGUGGUCAUUGUCCACUAUGGCUGUGCCUCCACUGCCUACCUCAAGCCCAAGUCAGAAAACUCAAUAGAAAAAGAACUUCUUCUCUCUGUGACUUACACCAUCAUCCCUCCUCUGCUGAACCCUGUUGUUUACAGUCUAAGGAACAAGGAGGUCAAGGAUGCCCUAUGCAGAGCUGUGGGCAAAAACAUUGCUUAA